Trichomonas vaginalis G3 is the source of this 2691-nucleotide messenger RNA. Its product is annotated as esophageal cancer associated protein family. The transcript has a single exon. Gene Ontology annotation, cellular component: endosome. Gene Ontology annotation, biological process: endocytic recycling. Lineage: Eukaryota; Parabasalia; Trichomonadida; Trichomonadidae. The record is from RefSeq and is a predicted model, not a curated record. Bases 1 to 2691 code for a protein of 896 amino acids.
AUGUCAGAGAAUCAAGAAAGUCUUCAAGCCCAGAACAAGGACAUUGAUGUCCUUCGUGGUUUUGAGCGCAAGACUCUCAAAGAAUCACCACUUAACAUUUUAGAGCAUCAAGUUUCAGUUAAUGAAGCCUUUGACACAGGUGCCAAGAAAGAAGUUGAUCCAUUCACUGAAUCCUCUCGCAGGAAUACUGCUGGUGGCAUGGAGUCCAGAUGGAGCAAGUACAAAAACUUCUGCUUGGCCAGUUUCCAAACACGCGCUUCAGAUUUCGCCAAGAGUGAUGUUUCAGUUCUUUUCAGCCGUCGCGUUAGAGACCGCCUUGCAGAACUUGCCGUUACAAGUGAUGAAGCCGCUCAAAUUACUCUCAUGCAGCAAAAUGAAGAAAGACUUCGUUCUAAGAUCGCCGAGCAAGCCAAAGUUCUAGAAAAACUCCACCAAGACGGCGAGCAUUGGCAAAUGAUUGAAACCGUUUCAACAACUUGCAAACUCCUUUCAAACACAAAAUCUCCACAGUUCUACCCAGCACAGUUCAUCAUGGUUCUCGAACUUGUCGAAAUUUUCGGAAAGAUGGUUUACAAGCGCAUUGCUGAGUAUCCAACGAGCAAAGCCGAUUUCUUGAAAGAUCCAAACGGUACAACCCAAGUUCUUUGCUUGAACUGGUCCAUGAUUCUUUCUAGAACAUCCCAGCUCUUGCCACGUCUCCUUCUUCAGACUACAUUCUUAAAGUGCAUUGAAUUCCAUCCAUUCAAGACAUUUGAUGACUCCGUCCAGCAAGUCGUCAAUGGUAUUCACGGUCUUGGCUCAGGAUCAGCCGGUAUUUUCGUUCGUGCUUUCUUAAUUUACACAAUCUUCUCAUUGAAACCGAACUACCCCACAGAUGUCUUCAUUCCUCUCUUUACAUCCUACGUUCGCCAUCUCCUCCACCUCAAGAACGGUUCAUUCAAGCGCCAGUACUCUAAUCUUCCUGAUUAUACUUUCGAAAAGUACGUAGAAACGCACAAACCCGCUUUGAGCUUCUUCAUCCAGCAGAUGGUUACCAUUGGUGAUUCCCCACUCAUCAAGCAAGCUCUUGAAGAGUUCUACAGCAUUGGAGAACCAUCAUCCUUCAUUUUAUCUGUUUUCCUUGAAGAACUCGAACCAAAGUUUGUUGCCAAGAAUUUCAAGGUCAUUUUGCACAUCAUCGACCAUUCCGAUUCCGUCAUUCCACGUCCAGAGUUGAUCUACAAGUUGAUCACAUCAUUGAUCGAAGCACCAGAGAUCGAAGGAGUCCUUGAUGUCAUGAAUUUGAUCUGGACAAGAAUGAAAGAGUUCAAGAGCAUUGAUGACUUCAUUUAUGUUGCUGCUCCUCUUACAAAAUACAUUGCAAAGUUCUGCAGCCCUCAUUACAUCAAUCUCUUCCUUUCCAACGUUGUUUCAUUGCUCAAACAGAACUUCGCCGCCAGAGAAAUGACGUACAACUACUCUCAAGGUGUCCGUUCUCUUACAAAGAAGUUAACAACAUCAGUCAUGGACUGUAUCUUUUCAACAGUUAAGAGCGGACAGAACUUCCAUGUUGUUUUGAACCAUAUCUCGUCAAUUGUUGCUUUGAUGGAUUUCCUCGAUGAAUCAUCACUUGUCGAAGUAUCAAGGUUCAUUCUUCAGGACGUUGCAGCGAAACCAUUCCCUCUUAAUGAUCCUCUUUGCAUCAGAAUUCUCUUGGAGCUUUCACAGAUUCUUUUCCAGUCUCUUUCUGUUUUGUCACCUCCAGACAUCGUUGCACAGACGAACAAAACAAUCGAGUGGUUCUUGUACCACGUUGAUUUCGGAACAAACAUCGAAGCACACCUCAACUUCCUUCUUUCCGCACGCACUGCAUUCCCUACUUCCAAUUCCCUUCUCGCUGCAAUUGCAGAGAUUGCAUUGCGUCUUUGCACACAAGCAGUCAAUCAGAAGGUUUCUAACAUCGAUGUCGUCACUCGUUCAUUACUUGCUUUUGCAUUUGUUACUGUUCCUUCUCUCCCUGAUCCACUCACACGUGCGAAACUGUACAUUGACACAUCGAAUGUCGCAUUGAUUGCAGGUGUUACAUCAUUUGCAUUCUCAUCAUUCGAAGAAUUCACGAAGAGUGUUAAAGAUGUUCCUCCAACACCAGAACUCUUUGAUGUAUUGGAACAUGCAUUGACACUUCUCUUAGUUCUUCCUGCUCCUCCAGGUGUUGAUCCAUUCGAGAGUGUUCGUAAUUUGAUCAAGGCAGUAAUGAACAUUUCAUGGAAAGAUGAAGAACCAAUUGUAUUCGCUUUGGAGUCAAUCAUCAUCGUUGGUCACAUGCUUCGUACAGAGUUUGUUCUUCGUAUUCCUAAUGUCGACUCAAACGAUGUUUUAUUCGCAGGAAAUCCAGAAUACAUCAAACGAGGUCUUUCUGUGUCUAACCAGAUGCUUGCUAAGUUUGUUGAUAUGCUCUCUAACUACCGUAAGAAAGGUGUUGUUGUACAGAAGAAGAAUGUCCCAGCACUCGCUGUUAAAGCGAUUUCAUCACUCGCAGAUGUUUAUGUCUGUGACAAAGCGUUGAUUAGAAAACUGGCUGAUCUCGCUGAAAUGCUUGGUGAUGGAGCUGGCGAUGAAAUAAUGACAUCUACAGGUGCACAUUUAGAAAAAGCAUUCAAUGGUGUCGAACUCGGCCAAAGAUUUGUUGCCAAAUAUUUCUCUUCUGAAUAA